This is a messenger RNA of Acanthosepion pharaonis, 1758 nucleotides long. Lineage: Eukaryota; Metazoa; Mollusca; Cephalopoda; Sepiida; Sepiidae. The record is from the annotation of a GenBank genome assembly.
AUGACUUAUAUGUACGAAACUCCUCAGUACCAUAAAGUGCCAUUAUCAUCAAAAGUCAACUCUAAGUAUCCACGCUAUAAUCUUUAUGUCUAUGGAGAAGGCUACUAUGCAGAUUCAUUAAGACGACUCAAUAUGCAUGGCAUUCCAGUUCUAUUCAUCCAUGGAAAUGCUGGUAGCUACAAACAAGUCCGUUCUUUAGCCUCUGUUGCACUGCGCAAAGCUGAGAAUAUGGCUUUUCAUUUCAACUACUUCUCUGUCGAUCUUAAUGAGGAAUUUUCAGGGAUGAUGGGAGGUACACUCCAGCAACAAACUGAAUAUGUCCAUUACUGUAUUAAGAAGAUAUUCAGUUUGUACAAGAAAGCUCGUAAUCCACCUUCCUCUGUUGUUUUGGUUGGUCAUUCUAUGGGAGGGGUCAUUGCCCGUGCCUUGUUUUCAUUACCCCAAUUUGCUGCUCACCAUGUCCAUCUUAUCAUUACACAGGCCACACCUCACCAACAGCCAGUGGUAUCUCUGGACAAUUACUUGGUGAAUUUCUAUAAGAAAGUGAAUCAUUACUGGGCCGAAAAUAGUGACACUGUGCUGGCUAAUGUAACAAUUGUGUCGACUGGAGGAGGUGAACGGGAUUACCAGGUACCUACUUGGAGUACAUCUCUCAGUAAUAUUGCUAAUGAUGACGUGUCAAUUAGUGCUGCAACAACGGCUGUCCCUUUUGCUUGGGUCUCUACUGAUCACCUUUGUGCAGUUUGGUGUCGUCAAAUAGUCCUUAUUACCAACAGAGCCCUGUUUGACUUGGUUGACCGUACCACUAACCAGAUCACAAAUAAUUUAGAUUUUAAAAAGCAAGUUCUCCAAACCCAUUUUCUUGAGCAUCCAGGAAAAACCCGUCCAAUGAGAUCCUGGAAGACAUCAAUUGAUAUUGAUCCUGAGGCACCAUGGAUUCUUCAAGAGAAAUCAUCUUGGAAUUAUCACCAAAAGCAGGUUUCCAAAGUGAAAUAUUUGGUGUCUCCUAUUCCUGUACCUGGAGAUAUGGAGUUGGAUCACUUUACAGCUGUCAGUGAUGUGCUUGCUGACUCUUGGAUCUGUGCCUGCACCUUGCCUCAAGGACAAAAGCGCUGUUCCAAUUGUACAAACCUUUCUCAGAAAGGAAGAGCUCUUCUUCCUAAGAAAUCCUACAAAAAGUAUAUGAUAUUGAAACUAUCUGAGUUAUCAGCUUACACUCACAUUAUUCUCAUUGUUGCUGCAAACAGCCCAAUGUCUGCUAUUAGUGCUGAAUUCUACUCCAGUAAUCGUCGACACUUGCUGAGUCCUCUUCCCUCCUGGUUCAACUUACCUUUCACCUUCUCCCAUAAUGCAUUGUAUUAUCAGAUGAAGUUCUACAAGAUGGAUUCUGUACUUAAAGCUUAUACAUUUUCUCUCCAGCCUUACAAUUGUCAAUCCAGAAGUAAUGAUGAAUACGCUGGCAGUGUGAUUGCAUAUAAAUUACCCUGGGCAAAUGUGGCGAAUUAUAAAUUCAUUGAGAAAAAUAGUGCAGGCAACUUAUCAUUUAAACUGUUAGUACCAAAACCUUAUAAAAGCCGGUACUCAGACCCUGAGCUUCAACUUUUUCUGAAUCCUUACUGUAACUAUCGUUUACUUGUGGAAUGGUCUUUAAUCAUGUCCCUGGGUCAGGAAUUUGCUUCUAUGGGCACAGAACAUCAUAUCUUUUUUGCUAUUUUGCCGAAAGCCUUUUUUCUCUUAUCUAUCUAUCCAAAUCCAUAG